AUAGCAUUUAAAAAACACUUAUAUAAAAAUAUCAACAAUCAGUGCUAGUUUAUACACGGAAACAAAAAUACUAAUGAAUAUGGACUGUAUAUAGUGUGUAUGUAUAUAAUACUUAUAAUACUUUGGAACACAUACAUUCACAUCAUUCUCCAUGGAGGAUGUGUUAUUACUGAAAGACGAUACAUCUAUUUUUAGAACCUUAUUUGUAUAAAUUGAAAAUGUUUACAGGGCCGGAAAGUUUUUUUUUAUUUUGAAGGGAGAAAACAGCGGCUCACCGGAAGUCUCUUGUGUCCUCAGUCGUGGUAUGACAGGAAUUUGGCACAAAGUUUGAAAUAAUUUCGACAGUAGUAGUGUAGAAAUACACACAAUACUUACAAUUUAGACCUUCACAUAAAAACAAGGGAAAUACAAAUAUAUAUUCACGUCAUCCUCUACUGUACGUCUCUUAUUAUUGAAGGUUUUCAUGAUGGUUGGAUUUGAUGUAUUAUAUCAAUAAGAAACGAUAAAAUUUUUUGCAAAAUUAUUCAAAAUGAAAGGUGAUUAUUUUUUACUACUAAACUCCAAAGCAGAAGUGUUUUUAUUUUGAAGCGUGUCAACAAGUUCUCACCGGAAGUUAGUCGCGUGUUUUCAAUCGAUUCCCUCCGCUUGUGUCUUCUCGCGGUAACGUUAGCAUAGUACGCGAUUAGCUCUCUUAGCUAGCUCCGUCGUUUUCAGGUUUCGUGUCGACCUGACGACCACAGACAGGGAGCGACACGCAAAAGGCUGCAUACAUAUUUAUAUUUUUGAUUCCAAGCUGCUGAGGGGACCAGGACCAUGCCUCAUAACUUCCAGCCCGGAGACCUGGUCUUCGCUAAAAUGAAGGGGUACCCCCAUUGGCCAGCCAGGAUUGAAGACGUGGCGGAUGGAGCAGUGAAACCCCCACCAAAUAAAAUUCCAAUUUUCUUCUUUGGGACUCAUGAAACGGCAUUCCUGGCAGCCAAGGAUCUUUUUGCCUAUGAAAAGUACAGCGAGCGCUAUGGGAAGCCCAACAAAAGGAAAGGCUUCAAUGAAGGCUUGUGGGAGAUUCAGAACAAUCCGCACGCCUCCUACAGCGCCCCACCUGUGCUCGCCAGCUCGUCCGACAGUGAAGACAACAAUGCCGGCGGCGGAAGCGAUGACGAGGAGGAGGAAGAAGCCCCCGUGCCCAGGAGGGCGGACUCUGCAAGCGAAGUGGACUCUGAUUCUGCCAGUGAAGACAGAGGAAGGGGAGGAGGAGGAGGAGUAGUGAAGCGGAAGCCGCAGCCUCCAAAGCGUCCGCCGCCCCCAAAAAAGACUCGCCGCUCGUCCAGCAACAGAGACGAGGAGAGCGGAUCCCCGUCAGAAUCGGAAGCCACUCCUUCGGAGUCGGACUCUGGCAAGAACAGCGACCAGGACUUUACUCCUGAGAAGAAAACGGCAGCAGGGAGGGCUGGAAAGAAAGCAGCAGGCAGAGGAAAGAAAAAGAAGGAUUCAUCCGACUCAGAUUCAGACUCAGGAUCUGCUUCAGACAAAAAAGCCGCAGACAGCGACUCUGAGGAUGAGAAGCCUCGGCCGGCCGUGUCUGGUUCCGAGUCUCGGUCUGGCUCCAAGUCUGAAUCGGAAUCUGACCCACCUCCCCGGAAGGCUCCGCAGGCACGCAAAAAAGCGCCAGAGAAACCUGCACCUAAGCCUCGCUCACGGAAACCCAAAGCCGCGCCUCCCAAACGUGCAGCAGCAGCGUCGUCGUCGUCAUCAGACAGCGACAGCGACAGCGAGCCGGACCGCAUCAGCGAGUGGAAGAAGCGGGACGAGGAGCGCAGAAGGGAGCUGGAGGAGCGGCGGAAAAAGGAGGAGGCAGAGGAGCUGCGGCGGCUACGAGAGCGGGAGAAAGAGGAGGAGGAGAAGCGGAAAAGAGAAAAGGAGGUGAAAAAGGUGAGCGACAGUGACAACAGCAGCUCGGAUGAAGGCGUGGACGAGCACCCCUUGAAGAGAUCCAAGAAGCCCCCUCCCCCGCCCAUCCCCGCGCCCUCUGACUCGGACUCUCCUGCAUCAGCUGAGGUGAAGAAAGCAGCCAGGAAGUCUGACAAGCAAAGUAGGAGCAGGAUGAAGAAGGAGAAGGAGUGGAAGGAGAAGAAAAGCAAACCCUCCGAGGAGAGAUCCAGAUCCAGAGCCAGGUCAAAACCUGACAAACCCAAAGCAGAGAGUCUUCCACCCAAGAAAGCAGAGCAGAAGAAAGAAGCGUCGCCGGAGGAGAAACUUCAAAAGCUCCACACAGAUAUCAAGUUUGCCCUGAAAGUGGACAACCCUGACAUUGAGCGCUGUCUGCAAGCCCUGCAAGAGCUUGAAUCCGUGCCCGUCACCAGCCACGUCCUGCAGAAGAACGCUGAUAUCAUUGCCACACUGAAAAAGAUUCGUCGCUACAAAGCCAGCUCGGCCGUCAUGGAGAAGGCCAGUGAGGUGUACAACAAGCUGAAGCUUCGCUUUGUGGGCAAAGCAGAAGCGGCAGCCAAGCCCAAGACGGACAAGGAAGGGGAGGAUGAUGACAAGGAGACGGAAAGCCCAGAUUCCACUGCAGUCAACGGACAGUCGGAAGAGAAAAAAGAGCAAGAGGAAAAAGCGGUGGAAGAUGAGAGCAACCACCACCCUGCUUCCACUCCAAUCAGGCGGAGCCUCGACAGUCCACCGCAGACGAACCAGUACGCCCAAGCUAACAGCAACAACCCUGCAGCGACGCAAGAUGGAAGUUAAAAGGAGGAAAGACCCGCACCCCCACAGCAGGCAGUCUAUGAGACAGAUGAUGGACUUCUACCACCUCUUUGGAAAGGAAUCGUACUUUGUGCAGCACACGGCCCUCUUCUUUAUCACCACCCCACCCGCCUUUUUUCAUUCUUUCAUGCUCUACGGUGAACACAUGCGCUUGCAGCCAACAUCUGUGGGAAAAGUAGACGUGCUAAACGUGGACAGCGUUGUUGUUUUUUACUGGCUAACGUAAAUCACACACACUAUUGGCAUUUUCCACACUGCUCAAGUGCUGCUUGUCUUUUCUUUUUUAACCUCAGCCUGAAUGAUAUGUAAGACAAUGAAAAGAGUUCAAGUCCAACUGAGGUUCACUGCCUUUUUUUUUUUUUUUUUGACACACGUGCUUGUAGACAUGCAGUGGCGCUGCACACGUGCGUACGUGCGUUGUCUUGCUGUGAUGUGUGCUUGUUAGUGGCGUUGUGUUACUGCCGUGGCGUGAGAGCCUGGCAAGCCGUGUGGAGAUGAAUGGUCAUGAAUAAACGCUACAUAGAGCAG
Dunckerocampus dactyliophorus (ringed pipefish) is the source of this 3291-nucleotide messenger RNA. It is a transcript of the gene hdgfl2, whose product is annotated as HDGF like 2. The transcript is spliced from 16 exons. The coding region runs from base 814 to 2745 and encodes 643 amino acids. Gene Ontology annotation, cellular component: nucleus. Gene Ontology annotation, biological process: regulation of transcription by RNA polymerase II. Gene Ontology annotation, molecular function: double-stranded DNA binding; transcription coregulator activity. The record is from RefSeq and is a predicted model, not a curated record. NCBI's taxonomy places the organism in Eukaryota, Metazoa, Chordata, Actinopteri, Syngnathiformes, Syngnathidae.